This is a messenger RNA of Moneuplotes crassus, 764 nucleotides long. The record is from the annotation of a GenBank genome assembly. NCBI's taxonomy places the organism in Eukaryota, Ciliophora, Spirotrichea, Euplotida, Euplotidae.
CUAGAGAUGUCUGAAGGCUUGAUUAUAUAUAUGCAUAUCCUGUCUCCGUAUGCAAAGACUGUUAUUGCCACAGCUAAUCACCUUGAUAUUCCUCAUACUGAGAGACAUAUUGAUUUGAGGAAAAAUGAACAUAAGAGUGAAUGGUACUUAAAGAUCAACCCAAAUGGGCAAGUACCUGCAAUCAAAGAUGGAGAUCAUACAAUGGCGGAAUCUAUUGAUAUCGCUAAGUACCUCAUUGAGUCCAGAGACAAAGGUACUCCAUUAUACCCUAAUGAUGAUGCCGAAAAGAGGGAAGACAUUGACAGAGCCCUUGAAAUAUCUCAAGAGUUAGGAAAAAGAACCACUGAUGUCUUGCUAAAUGUAUACUGGGGAAGAAUCUUGCGCAAGACUAACCUUACUGUUGAAGAGCGUCAGGGAUUUAUAAAUAAAGUCUAUGAAACAUAUGGAAAGCUAAACACACAUUUAGAAGAGAGAAAUACAAAGUACUUCAACUCAAACUUCCAUCCAAGUUUGGCGGAUUUUCAUAUCAAUAAUCUUAUGAUGUCACUUGUAGAGAAAAACAUCGUUCAGUUGGACAAUUACCCAGCUCUUAAGCAAUGGCUAGAGCUUUCUUCCCAGGUUCCAGCCUUAUCUGAUGUCAUUAGAAGGUCAAAUGCAGCCAUGAAAAAGAUCAGGUUCUUGGUCAGAUUUGUUUUGCCAAUGAUAAGAUGCUUAACUUGAAAAUGAUGCAGGUAAUGAAGAGUCACAAAUAAGGCAGUUUGGCA